This is a messenger RNA of Suricata suricatta (meerkat), 1865 nucleotides long. It is a transcript of the gene PAX6, whose product is annotated as paired box 6. The coding region runs from base 519 to 1829 and encodes 436 amino acids. The transcript is spliced from 14 exons. Gene Ontology annotation, molecular function: RNA polymerase II cis-regulatory region sequence-specific DNA binding; DNA-binding transcription factor activity, RNA polymerase II-specific. Gene Ontology annotation, biological process: regulation of transcription by RNA polymerase II; anatomical structure development. NCBI's taxonomy places the organism in Eukaryota, Metazoa, Chordata, Mammalia, Carnivora, Herpestidae. The record is from RefSeq and is a predicted model, not a curated record.
UUGAAAAGCGAACCGUGGCUCGGCCUCAUUUCCCGCUCUGGUUCAGGCGCAGGAGGAAGUGUUUUGCUGGAGGAUGAUGACAGAGGUCAGGCUUCGCUAAUGGGCCAGUGAGGAGCGGUGGAGGCGAGGCCGGGCGCCGGCACACACACAUUAACACACUUGAGCCAUCACCAAUCAGCAUAGGGAUCUGAGAAUUGCUCUCACACACCAAACCAGCAGCGUCCGUGGAGAAAACUCUCACGAGCAACUCCUUUAAAACACCGUCAUUGCAAACCAUUGUGGUCUUUAAGCAACAACAGCAAAAACAAAAACAAAAACAAAAACAAAAACAAAACCCAACCACCCAAAACUCUUGACAGGAGCUUUGACGAGAGAGGAUGCCUCAUAAAGGGGGAAGACUUUAACUAGGGGUGCGCAGAUGUGUGAGACCUUUUAUUGUAAGAGUGGACAGACUUCCCAGAUUUCAGAGCCCCAUAUUCGAGCCCCGUGGGAUCCUGCGGCCCCCAGCGAGCCCCAGCAUGCAGAACAGUCACAGCGGAGUGAAUCAGCUCGGUGGUGUCUUUGUCAACGGGCGGCCACUGCCGGACUCCACCCGGCAGAAGAUCGUAGAGCUAGCUCACAGCGGGGCCCGGCCGUGCGACAUUUCCCGAAUUCUGCAGACCCAUGCAGAUGCAAAAGUCCAAGUGCUGGACAAUCAAAACGUGUCCAACGGAUGUGUGAGUAAAAUUCUGGGCAGGUAUUACGAGACUGGCUCCAUCAGACCCAGGGCAAUCGGUGGUAGUAAGCCGAGAGUAGCGACUCCAGAAGUUGUAAGCAAAAUAGCCCAGUAUAAACGGGAGUGCCCGUCCAUCUUUGCUUGGGAAAUCCGAGACAGAUUACUGUCCGAGGGGGUCUGUACCAACGAUAACAUACCAAGUGUGUCAUCAAUAAACAGAGUUCUUCGCAACCUGGCUAGCGAAAAGCAACAGAUGGGCGCAGACGGCAUGUAUGAUAAACUAAGGAUGUUGAAUGGGCAGACCGGAAGCUGGGGCACCCGCCCGGGUUGGUAUCCGGGGACUUCUGUGCCAGGGCAACCUACGCAAGAUGGCUGCCAGCAACAGGAAGGAGGGGGAGAGAAUACCAACUCCAUCAGUUCCAAUGGAGAAGAUUCAGACGAGGCCCAAAUGCGACUUCAGCUGAAGCGGAAGCUGCAAAGAAAUAGAACAUCCUUUACCCAAGAGCAAAUUGAGGCCCUGGAGAAAGAAUUUGAAAGAACCCAUUACCCAGAUGUGUUUGCCCGAGAAAGACUAGCGGCCAAAAUAGAUCUACCUGAAGCAAGAAUACAGGUAUGGUUUUCCAAUCGGAGGGCCAAAUGGAGAAGAGAAGAAAAACUGAGGAAUCAGAGGAGACAGGCCAGCAACACGCCCAGCCACAUCCCCAUCAGCAGUAGUUUCAGCACCAGCGUCUACCAGCCAAUCCCACAGCCCACCACGCCUGUUUCCUCCUUCACCUCUGGCUCCAUGUUGGGCCGGACGGACACAGCCCUCACAAACACGUACAGCGCUCUGCCGCCCAUGCCCAGCUUCACGAUGGCGAAUAACCUGCCUAUGCAACCCCCGGUCCCCAGCCAGACCUCCUCGUACUCCUGCAUGCUGCCCACCAGCCCCUCGGUGAACGGGCGGAGCUACGACGCCUACACGCCCCCCCACAUGCAGACGCACAUGAGCAGUCAGCCCAUGGGCACCUCGGGCGCCACUUCCACAGGACUCAUUUCCCCUGGUGUGUCAGUUCCCGUUCAAGUUCCUGGAAGUGAACCUGAUAUGUCUCAAUAUUGGCCAAGAUUACAGUAAAAAAAAAAAAAAAAAGGAUAUACGGUGUGAAUUCAG